AUUGGAACAGUUGCAGUAGUACGCAUGAGUCGUAUCCCUGUGAAUGUUUUGCGUGCUCGAUGCCAUCUCGUUGUGCAUAAAUUUUUGCUUGAAAUUUUCGACUUGCCAAAAAUCCGAGUAAAUUUCGUGUCGAUUCGCGAGUGAAAAUUAAUUUUACGUGCGAAAAUGUCCGCGAUCGUUGGCCAGUUGGAUUUACCGUUCGGCAAAAGUGUUAUAAAUUGUGACAGUUUUGUAGCGAGUUGCCUAUAUUUACUACAUUAAUACGGGCGUUGACAACUGCGUGCGCGUGUUUCGUUAGUGGAUUUUUUUCUCCGCUUCUUCUUUAUGUGUGUUUAUCUUGUUGUUUUUGCAUUUCGUAAUUUGACGACUUAGGUACAUCGAUGUUAAGCGUUCUGUAAUUACGUACAUACCUAUAUACGAGUAUAAUUAAAUGCCUUCGCAUACCUGUGUUGUUGGUGCAUUUAUGUACUGUAGAACGAAAAAUUGAAACGAAACGGUAUUCGCCGAAACCACGAGCUAAUAAGUUGAUCAAUAUUUUCAUUACGAAUGAAUGUUCCAGCGGAAAAAAAGAGGCCUUUUUGGCUAAGCAGGCCAAUCUGGCCAUUGAACAUUAUUCCAAAACAGACAUGGGACAAUCAAGAAUGCUGACGAUAAUUGCGGAGGCCGCAACAUGAAUAACACCGGUGAAGAUUAUUGUCGCAGAGAAAGAUUGUCUAACCGACAAAGUCACCAAAUUUCGGGAGCCGCCUCCGCUACAGACCGCUAUCAUCUACCGAUACAAAAUUAUGAAGUACCGAGUGUCCGUCAUUUGCCAGUAUUCGAUUCAGCAGCGAACGAUGCGAAGCGUCUGCACCCAGCAUCUUCGUCGUCCUCUUCGUCGUCGUCCUCUUCCUCAUCCACGCCGCCGCUAUCGUUCAGCGCCUACGAAAGCACCGAAGAAACCUUAUACGUAUCCGCGUACAGCAGCCACAGCCACAGCCACAACCACAACCACAACCAUAGCCAUAGCCAUAACCAGAGUCAGAGCCACAGCCACAGCGAACGACACCUAAUAUCGGCCGGUUACGACGCGUGCUCGUCGUCAGUCGCCGGCAAUAAACGGGGCGGCGGUGGCGGUGGUGGUGACUCGCAUCUGCAUCCGGCUUACGAUUUCAACGACCAUCGCUUACCUCCGCUUCCGCCGUCUCCUAAUCACUACGUGCUGGAUUCGGGAGAACCUUAUAUUCCGCCGCCGGAUCGUUAUCUAUCGCCUCCAGCUCCGGCGCCUCCGGACAAAUUUCAAAACGUGCUCGCCUCGCAAACGCACGAUCGUUUUUACAACCUGUCGUCGAACGAUCUGUACUUGCCGCCGGCUUCUUCCACUAUAGAUAAGUACAAAGGAAACGAACGCAUCUACGAUCGUUACGGUAAUCCGUCGUCCCCGAACAGCCAGUCCGAGCAACGCUACACCAAAGACAGAUACGGUACGCUGUCGAUAGCUGCGGCGGCCGACGGCGGUGCCGGAUCCGGUGACGCGUACGCUAGACGCGAUCUCGGCCUCGGCUACCACAACCAUUACCGGUUGAGCGCCGCCAACGCCAGCUACUACCAUCACAAAGCAUCCACUGCCGUCGCCGUGAAUUUCUCCUCGCAACGCUCGCUACCGCCGCCCGCAUCGGUGGCCGUACGACCGCCGGCGCCUCUGCACAGUCAACAUCAGACGUCGUUUCGAUUCCAAAGAUGCUGUUACGGAGCUCACCACGGAGGCCGAGAUGGAUCGCAUUCGCGCGACCUCUCUCCAGCCAGCGCAACUCAAUCGCGUAUUCGCUCCAGUCGAACUUCGUCGCCGGUGUCGCUGAUACCGCCGAUUAGCGCUUCCACAAUUCCCGUAGAUUACGGGCCCGGAUCGAGAUACCUGACGUCGCCGCUGGCCGCAACGCUGCCGCGCUGCAACAGCUACGGAGACGUGCAGUGCAAUCCGUCGGCCAUGGCUGUGCAGACUUUGCGAAAAACCGGCGGACACGAAAAUUGUUGUUACAGACGACGCACGUCGUCUCCGUCAUCGUCAGCGGCCGCCGUCUGUUCCUAUUUGCCACCACCUCCGCAUCCGCAUCCGCAUCCGCAUUCGCAUUCGCAUUUGCAUUCGCAUCCGCAUCCCGCCAUCGGUUGUUAUCCGACCAACGCAUCCGCCGCAUCCACAACCGCUUCCGCCUGCAACUCGUCCACUUCAUCGCCAUCCUCCGCUUCAGCCGUCAUCGCUGCCAAUUGCGCAUCGUCGUCGUCUUCAACCUCAUCGUCGCCAUCUUCAGUUCAGCUCUCGUCGUGGAAACCCACAGGGACUGGUUAUCAAGCGAAUAAUCCCGCUGUCGGCAGUUUGGCUUCGAAUAACAAUUUAUCGUUGGUCGUCCAUCAUUCGCAAACACCUUCGAGCAGCAACAGCAAUAACACGCACAGCAAUGUCAACUCUCCGUCUCUAUUGUUCGCAUCUUCCAGAUCCAGUCCGUUGUUGACGGCUGUUUGCACAACUAACAUCAUCGCAUCUUCCACUACCUCACCCGUAUCCGUGAACAGCGGUAAUAACAACACGUCGAUGGAGCAUCACUCGCAACACGUUCAACGUUCGGUUUCUGCUCCGGCUGCCGAACUAGACGAUGAAACGGCAUCGCCGUCCACCGAGAUGGUCGACGAGUCACUUUCUUCGCUUUCUUCGAUCCACGAUAGUGUUAGCUCGUCAGCGGCGACCAUUCGUCAGCACGGUGCUCAUCAUCGUAAUCCUCCGACGUCGUUACCGGUGCAGUUGUCGUACGAUCGACCGAACCUAAAACCUCCGCUUCAGCAUCAAAUAUCUGCUCCCGUUACCGUUACCGAAGUCGCGUCUUCCAGACGAUAUAGUAGGCCAAUUCCCAAAAAGGAUAUAAUUAGAGAUUUUAUUAAAAAAGAGACGGCUGUGUUCUUCGGAGUUCACGAACCCACCGAAGAAAACGAACGAGCUAAAUGGCUCGAUCGAAGAAAAAGACUGGCGUGUCGUACCUAUGGCAAGUUGAAAAAUGAGUAUCAACCAUCCACGGCGUACAGCACACUUAUGAAGCCCGAUGUUUUGCAAAUGACGUCCGAUAAAAAGAAGGCUACCGCGCCUACUGACGAAAGAGACGCGGCAGAACCUCGCUCGAUAGAAUCAACGCUCAAAAGAAAACCAUCUGUUGCUAAAAUGACCAUUGACGGAAUGGCUUACGUCGUUUCGACGUUGGGAAGGCACAAAAGAAGAUCUAGUUCCGCUUCCAGGGAAUGGUCGAGAAGCUACGCUCCGUCGUCGGUUCCACCGACUCCAUCUUCUCCUUUGGAUGAUGAAGUUUUCUUUGACAAAACGACUAGCACAGUUGAAGGAAAUCUCCCCCGUUCGUCUCAAAGUCAGCUUCCGUUUACGAGUGCUUUCAGUUCGGUUACUGAUCAGGUGGAUGGCGAGGGAGCGGCUGUUCGUGGCGGUUACGUAUCGUCUCAGAAAAUCCGAAAAGAGAGAUAUUACACGUGGAGAAGAAGAAACGAAAGGACGGAAGAAAGCAGCGAACAAGUUGGAAUCGGUAUGUCGCAUAUUUGGACUAGACUCCUGGAUAGAGUACUCGAUAAUUCCGAUCGAAGAGAAUACGGAAUGGGUUUCGUGGGCAGAGUGUUCGGGAGAUCGUUAAAGAGAUCCGUAAUGAAUAGAGAGCCGAUCAAAGAACAACUGGAAGACCUCGAAGAUCAUCGACCGUUUUUUACUUAUUGGGUGACCACGGUGCAGAUACUAAUUUUAGCGCUUUCCAUUUUCGCGUACGGAUUAGGUCCGAUUGGGUUUGAUUUGACUCAGCGAUCGGGAUUGGUGUUGGUGACUAGUCUGUCGUUGCAACAAGUCGAAUACAGCGAACCGUCAAAUUUUUGGUUCGGGCCUCGAGCGGCUGAUCUAAUUCAUAUGGGCGCCAAGUUCGCGCCUUGCAUGAGAAAGGAUAAAAAAAUUAUCAAAGAAAUUGAAAAGAUGAGAGAUAAAGAACGUGAGACCGCUUGCUGUAUUAGGAACGACGAUUCUGGCUGUGUUCAAGCUUCUAAAACUGAGUGUUCAUAUCUAAUACCAUCGCGCAAUCAAUUGACUGCGAGGAAUACUUGGCCAGCGAACCACAUAUCUACAUGGAAAAAAUGGUCUCGCGCCGAAUCUGGCCCUGGUGGACGUAUAUCCGGAUCCGUAUGCGGAUUAGACCCAAAAUUUUGCGAAGCUCCGGCUUCGGUGGCGCCUUACGAAUGGCCGGACGAUAUAACCAAAUGGCCUAUUUGUAGAAAAAUGAACUCCAGAUUUCCCAGUCAGCUGUCUCCUUAUCGUUUUCAAAAAGAUAAGAUGACUGCCGAACAUAUGGUUUGCGAAGUGAUAGGUCAUCCGUGCUGUAUAGGUAUUCAUGGUACCUGUCGUAUCACUACGAAAGAAUAUUGCGAUUUUGUACGCGGAUUUUUUCACGAAGAAGCUUCCUUGUGCUCGCAAGUUUCCUGUUUGGAUGACGUUUGCGGCAUGAUACCGUUUUAUUUUCCCGAGGUUCCUGAUCAGUUUUAUCGAUUAUGGACUUCUUUAUUUAUUCACGCUGGUAUUCUUCAUUUAACAAUCACCGUAUUAAUUCAGUAUUUUCUAAUGAGAGAUUUGGAAAAGCUGACCGGAGCAGUAAGGAUAGGUUUCAUUUAUAUUGGUUCGGGAGUAGCUGGUAAUCUGGCGAGCGCGAUAUUCGUUCCGUACAGAGCUGAUGUUGGUCCGGCUGGUUCUCAAUUCGGUUUACUAGCCUGUCUUAUAGUGGAAGUGCUGAACUGUUGGCCAAUGCUGAAACAUCCUUUCCAAGCGUUAAUGAAACUGUUGGUGAUAACGUUUUUAUUAUUUCUUUUUGGAUUACUACCUUGGGUAGAUAAUUUCGCUCAUUUAUUCGGAUUUAUUUUCGGUUUCUUGCUAUCGUACGCGUUACUACCGUUCGUCUCGUUCGGACCGUACGACAGGCAGAAAAAGAUAUUUUUAAUAUGGGUGUGUUUGUUAUCCAGUUUAUUUUUAUUCGUACUAUUGGUACUACUUUUUUAUCUGAUUCCUAUUUACGAUUGCGAAAUAUGCCACUACUUCAACUGCAUUCCAUUAACCAGAGAUUUUUGCGCAACGCAAAAUAUCAACUUUAAACGCGAAGAGUACGUCGUAUGACAAUGGUGUUGGCUACGGUUUUGCCGUAAAACCGUGCCUUCUCGUAUCACUUUCUUUCCACCUCUUCAACGUUUCGCCCUUAUCGUCCAUUCGCUCACUGCUAAUGGUGCCGUCGUCGCAGUCGUCGCCGUUGUAAUCGCAUUCGCUGUUGCUUUUUGGCCGAUGCUUAAGUACUAUAUUUUUGUCUUGCCGAAUCGAAUCAAAUUUUUCACCAAUACCGAGAGAUGGCCGAUCUUUCGCUUUCUCGAAAAAUUUCAACUUCAAUUUGUGACCAAGUGUUUCGCUAUGUGUAACUAAACGCAAGCGCAGUGUUUGCCUCGAAUGAUGGAACAACGUAAACUUCGUGAGCGAUAUUAAUUGUACGCAAAUCGAAUUUUAGGUACGAGAAUCGUUUAUCUGUGGUAUUCGAAGAAAAAUAGAGUAGCGGUUAAGGUUAAUAUUUCUACUUUCGAUACAAGUAGCGCUUGUAAAGCAUAAACGUGGGGUUUUCUUCUAAAUGUAGACUUACAUUCGAGUUUAUCGAGUACGCGUUUCAUUGGCAAAAAACUUGAUUCAAAAUUUGUCGAGUUUUCCUGUAGCAUUAAUUACUGAAAUUUUCGAAGAUAUUCUAACAUAUUCCGUUGUGAAUCGAGUAACAUUCGCGAGAAAAUUCGCUCCUUUUUUUCAGGUAUUUUUAUUGAUGAUUUGACGAUAGACGACAAAUUAAGUAUGUAUGUAUUAUUGAACAUAUUUUGGUUCGGGAACGAAAGUAAUCACCUACCUAUAUUGAAAGUAGGCGAGUAAUCACGAUUUAAAAAAUUUGGAUUCUUUUUUCAACCAUAUUGAUAUGCCUUGGUGAGGAACUACGUAGUGUUCAGAAAACUGGAAAAUUUACAUUUCAGCAGAUUUACGUAUAGUUUCGAUGAAAUUAUCCAAACAACGAGCAGUUAUUCCGGUUUUUUAUUUUUUUACGCGCGCUUUAAUUUUAUUAUUUACUCGCGCUUAGUAUUCGUUCAACAGUAUUUCAAUUUUUUCUCCUCGAUGUACAGUAUUAGGUUCUAACGAUGCUUUUUAUUUGACACCUAUUUUAUCGUUUAUUUACGUACUUUCUUACUCAUUCCGUGAUUUUCCUUUGUGCUUUGUUUCUAUUUUAUGUUAAAUAUUACGUGUUGCUGUUAGGUAUUUCUUGUAAUUCCUUUUUUAUACUCGUUUGAAUCGAAUUGUAAUAUAGUAGGUAGAUACUACAUAAUUAUUAUACAUAUAUUUAUGUAGUACUUACAGUACGUAUGCGUAAGUAAAAUUUUUAUACAAUUUUUUUAAAUUUCAGUAUUUACUCGUAUCAAUACGUGUUUAUGUAUUUGUUCGCGUUUGUAUGUGUUGGUCAAAUCAUAGGUAACGUGGGUGCUUCAUGUAUCGAUAAUUCAAUUAUAGCAAUAACGGAGAAAUAGUUGAGUUUUCAAUUUUUUAAAUCUUCAUUAUUGUCAUCUGUUCGGAAAUUUUGACUUUUUGAUUAUCUACAUAAUAAAUUUAUCAAUCCGAUUACCUACUCUCUCCAAGUCUCGAAAAUUAUUCGUACAGACUCGUCAUUGGUGUUUGGUUUUGCCAGUGUCUGUCCAAAACAAUUGUUCAAUUGCGAUUUUAAUUUAUUUCGAACGUUCGGAAAUAUUUGCCUGAAAAUUACGAGGUCUAUAAUAAAGUACUCCGUAACUAUCGUUUCAAAAAUGCCGGGUCAAGUCGACGAGAAAGUCCGAAUCCUCGGCAAUUCUUCAACAGUGGCCUGUGACUUGUGAUUGCUUACUAUAUACUUAUCUAGUUAAUAACUUGAUGUGUUCAUUUGUACUUAUGUACUACGUUCGUUAUUGUACUGAAAAAGAAAAAAAAAUAGACGAAUACAUGAGGAAAGAACUUAAAAAAUAAGUAGGUAGGUACAUAAUUACACGAGCAGGUUAUUUGCAUAGUGUCGUUUAGGUUGUCGUUAUUAUCUACAUGGUUAUGCCUACCGAUUUCCGUUAUACUUUCUUCUGAGCGAAUUUGCUACGAUUUAUCUGUACCUAAAAUUAUUUAUACACGCGUCCUCGUUCUCUAUGUAUAUCAUAUUUAGCUAUACGUGCGAUGUAAAGCAAAUAAUACCUAAUUAAUGGAUUAUUUAAUACCUAUAAUAAAAUAUGUAAAAUUA
Planococcus citri (citrus mealybug) is the source of this 7328-nucleotide messenger RNA. It is a transcript of the gene rho-5, whose product is annotated as inactive rhomboid protein 1. Gene Ontology annotation, molecular function: serine-type endopeptidase activity. Gene Ontology annotation, biological process: regulation of epidermal growth factor receptor signaling pathway; regulation of protein secretion. The transcript is spliced from 19 exons. Gene Ontology annotation, cellular component: endoplasmic reticulum membrane. Lineage: Eukaryota; Metazoa; Arthropoda; Insecta; Hemiptera; Pseudococcidae. Bases 671 to 5173 code for a protein of 1500 amino acids. The record is from RefSeq and is a predicted model, not a curated record.